AUGGAAGCAGUCAUCAUCUUAUCUUCGAUUACGUUCGUUAUUGCGGUGGGAGCUGUCAUCAUACAGGGGCGAUACCGAAUCCACCUGCAUGUCACAUCAAAAACUAUGACUCCUCCACGGAGUUUGGACCUGGAGAUAUUCGAUCCUGACGAAAGCACACACGUUCAACCGCCGCCGAAGCUGCAUCGCCAUUCACGAUUGGGGAGCAGAAAUUCGAGGUGGCCAGGAUAUACUGAGCGACGGGGUCCACCAUCGCGAAUAAUGGCGGACCAUUUUACGUCCUAUCGUGUGCCUGAUGCAGAGACAGGAACUAGUAUCCAUCAUUUCCCGCAUCCGCCCCCGAAUCUCCCAGCCACAUUUACGGCCCCAGUUGCACGAGCCACAACACCCUCACCAGCCACUGAAAUUACCCCGCCUGAGGCACCGACCGCAAAUCCCACAUGA
This is a messenger RNA of Penicillium egyptiacum, 444 nucleotides long. The record is from the annotation of a GenBank genome assembly. NCBI's taxonomy places the organism in Eukaryota, Fungi, Ascomycota, Eurotiomycetes, Eurotiales, Aspergillaceae.